AUGUCAGCAAUGCAGGAGCCAACUUUACCCGGGACACCACCAACACCACCGACGGUGAGGGCGGCAGCGCCUCCUCCAUCCUGGGCCGCUCCGCCAGCUACCAACGUCGGCCUGACCGUCGUCACCGGCGACAUCGGCGUCUACGCCGGCGAUCAGGUGACCGGGUUCAACCCGCCCGGCGUCUUCACGGGCGCCCUCCACGCCGGCGACACCUACGCGCAGCGGGCCCAGCUCGACCUCCUCGACGCCUACAACCUGCUGGCCGGCCUUCCCUGCAACGUCGAGCUCACCGACACCAACCUCGGCGGCCUCGUGCUCGCCCCCGGCGUCUACCGCUUCGCCAGCUCUGCCGCGCUGAGCAACGUGGGGUCGUCGCUCAUCACCGACCCGCUGGCUUCGGUCAUUCUCACCCGCGGAGCCCGCAGCAGCAACGUCUUCUGGCAGGUGGGCAGCUCGGCCACGCUGGACCACGACACCGCGUUCGUCGGGUCGUUGCUGGCCUACGCCUCGGUCUCGGCCAACGACGCCGCCUCGCUCGACGGGCGCGCCCUGGCCUUGAACGGCGCCGUCACCUUGAUCAACAACGCCUUCACCGUCCCCUCCUCUGGCAACUCUUCUUCCAACUGCACCGCAACCGCUACGCCGAGCUGUCGUCCCACCAACUCACCCAACUGCACCCCAUAUUUGUGA
Acanthamoeba castellanii str. Neff is the source of this 690-nucleotide messenger RNA. RefSeq names its product Iglike, group 2, putative. The record is from RefSeq and is a predicted model, not a curated record. Lineage: Eukaryota; Discosea; Longamoebia; Acanthamoebidae. The transcript is spliced from 2 exons. Bases 1 to 690 code for a protein of 229 amino acids.